Messenger RNA from Prorocentrum cordatum, 1317 nucleotides. The record is from the annotation of a GenBank genome assembly. Lineage: Eukaryota; Dinophyceae; Prorocentrales; Prorocentraceae.
AUGGGUCAGUUGCAGUCUUGUUGCGUGGCCCGUGACGACCAAUCCUUCGUCGACGUCAGUUACAGCCGCUCCUGCUGCGAGCUGAACAACAGCCUGCUCGGCGAGGACGCGUUCUACAGGGACGCUUUCUUCGACUGCAACGAGGGAGACCGCUCCCACGACUGGCUCUUUGCGGCGGCGUGGGAACAGACGAGGCUGAAGUACAGGAAGGCCAGUAAUUUCAAGCAGUACGCAACUUGGAUUCUCGGCGAGAAGUUGGCGUGCUGGCUAUGGGGCAAGAGAUUCAGGCUUCCUGGGCAGCUUCCGCCUGCGGCACCCGCCUGUCACACGCAGGACAGGACCGUCGAGCCUUCUCCGUGCAUGGCCCCAGAAGACAGGAGCCGGAGCUCGCAGCGGAGCCUUGAGUGGCUCGGCAAGACGCUUCCCGAGUGGAGGGCCCAUGGGUUGCCGAGCGAGGGGCCCUUCUGGAAGAAGGGCGACGGUAAUGGCUUCAGGGUUCGCUGCGGCCCAGACUACCUGAAGACGGGCCAGAAGUGCGACUCGGCUGGCAGUCUCUACGAUGCUAUUUAUUGCGAUGCCCUCAAGGCUGACACGAAGAUCACAGACAUCAUGGGCCGCAUCGUCAGUCUGUCCGAUCUUCCGAAUCCCGACAGGUCAGAGGGCGACAGGUCGGGCGGUCAGCUAGACUGGAAGAAGGAGUUAGGUGUGCCGCGGAUUCUGUGCAUCAACUUGAUGCUCCCCUACCAGACUGGCAUCCUCGGCAGAGGCAGGAAGGACGAGGGCUGCAGCUUCGUCGGCAUCUUCCAGAUAUCGCCGAAGUCGCUUGUCGCCGCCAGCAAUGGCAAAAUGUCCGCCAGCCUCAAGCUCUGGCAGCAGUUCUGCGCAGGCCCGUGCGGGGCUCCUGGGGAGACGGGCAGCAAGGACCGUUCUCUCGCUGCGCGGGUUGCAAAGGGGAUCAAGAAGGACAGGCAGAGCGGGCUCUUCAAAGCGGUGGCGAAGUGCGUCAACCCGGGGGAUGUUCACGUGCCAGACCUUUUCCAUACCUACAACGGGAAGCCGUGCCUCAUCACCAACUGCGGCUACAUCGUCAAGGAUCCAGACGGAGAGUGGCUUGAGGUUGGCAUCGACGUGCGCGGCUUCAAUGCCCUCGCACGGAGCAUGCUUUGUCAGUUCCGUGGCAGGUUGCCCAUCUGUAAGAUCCACUAUGGGUUCUGCAUCCAGAGCGUGGAGGACGACGAGAUGCCCGAAGGACUGCUGUGCGACAUGUACGUCUGCGGCGUCGACGUGAUCAGCGACCCGGUCCCCAUCCGCGGCUAA